Molecule: messenger RNA, 819 nt
Organism: Cadophora gregata
Lineage: Eukaryota; Fungi; Ascomycota; Leotiomycetes; Helotiales; Ploettnerulaceae
Exons: 7
Coding region: 1-819 (272 amino acids)
Biological process (GO): proteolysis
Molecular function (GO): cysteine-type peptidase activity; deNEDDylase activity
Source: RefSeq, a predicted model, not a curated record
AUGGGACGUGACGGUUUUCAUCCUUUCAAGGGCCGAGUUAGCAGACAUUUCGGAGACUCGUUGCAACCUGACGAUGCGUAUCUCAGCUACUACGAUAUUCGAUUGACCAAAGAGGAUGUCGACACGCUGAAAAAUGACUGGCUCACGGAUAAUGCAUGUCUCUCUACCAUUGCAUUCUGGGAAGAAUAUCUCGAGCGCGAAGAGCUCCGCAAAUACCCCUCCUCGCACAUCGUCCUCCUACGGCCCUCGAUGGCAUUUAUGCUGAUGCAAACACCGGACCCUCUUACACUUAAAGAUGCUCUACCCAACUUCACACGCACAACGCACAUCUUCUUGCCCAUAAAUGACGCGCGCAACGUCUCCGUCGCAGAAGGCGGCUCGCACUGGUCUCUACUCCUGGUCUCGGUCAUUGAUGGGGUAGCCUUCCACUACGACUCUCUCUCGCCCUCAAACUACAACGAGGCUAUGCUCGCAACAAACAAGAUCUCGAUUCUACUUGGCCGGCCGCUGCGCUUCAUGAAUUUGGAGGAUAGUCCCCAGCAGGAGAACAGUUCUGAUUGUGGAGUCUAUGUCUGUAUCCAGAUGCGACAUUUACUGCUCAAAAGACUUCUGAGUGCCAAUGCGAGAGAGAAAGUUAGUAUGAGCAUGGGUGGAAAGCUGGUUGAUGCGAAUGGUGGGCGGAAGGAGAUGUUGAAGACUAUUGAAGGGUUUAGGAAGGAGGGCGAGAGAAGGAGAUCAACUGAAGACUCACGCUCCGCAUCUCCGUUCGGUAAGGGCGGUAAGACAGAUUCUCGAAGCCCUCCCCGGAUCGAUUCGUAA